CCUUAACCCCCAGCCACGGUUUGCCAGCACCUAGGAAACCAGAUUUAGAAAACUGAAAAACCCGGCUCUCCUUAGGGCCAAAUUAGUUACCUUUACCGUCCCAUUGUUUCCCCAUUUUCCGACGCCGGAAAAUCGCUUCUCCCGUAGGAAACUGCUCACGGUAUCCCGAAUUUGGCUCUGAAAUGGCUGGUAUCAGGUGGCCGCAGGAGGACUCUGAGCAAGCUCAGGUUAGGGUCCAGGGCACAGCUGACCUCGUCUCGGAUGAUGAUAGAUCAGUCGCUGCUGAUUCAUGGUCAAUAAAGAGCGAUUAUGGGAGCACUCUCGAUGAUGAGCAGCGCCAUGUCGAUGCCGCUGAUGCUCUCUCGAGUGGCACCUUUCGAGCUGCUUCUGAUUACAGUUCGGAUAAGGAAGAACCAGAUGCUGAGGUGGAAACAUCAAUGUUGGGUCUUCACAGCUAUUGGGAUGCUGCAUAUGCGGAUGACCUGGCAAAUUUCCGUGAACAUGGCCAUGCUGGUGAAGUCUGGUUUGGGGUUGAAGUUAUGGAGAUUAUCUCCGGUUGGACCAAGAAUUUGUGUUCCAAUUUUUCUCAAGGUUCUUCAAAGAAUCCAAUUGACAAAGCUUGCCAGAAAUCAGAGGCAAGCGAAGAUGUCUGCCCAGAUUUGGCUGGCUGGAGUGUACUUGAUGUUGGGACUGGGAAUGGUCUGCUUCUCCAAGAACUUGCAAAGCAAGGGUUCUCUGAUCUGACUGGAACUGAUUAUGUUGAAGGAGCAAUUGACCUUGCUCGAAACCUUGCUGACCGUAGUGGUUUUUCCAAUAUUAACUUUCUGGUGGAUGAUAUUCUUGACACAAAACUGGAAAGACAAUUCCAACUUGUCACUGAUAAAGGGACUUUGGAUGCAAUUGGACUUCAUCCUGAUGGACCCAUUAAAAGGAUAAUGUAUUGGGAGGCUGUCUCCAAAUUGGUAGCCCCUGGUGGGAUACUGGUUAUUACAUCGUGUAAUAGUACCAAGGACGAACUAGUGCAAGAGGUGGAUAUCUUCAACCAAAGAUCAUAUACUUCUGAUUCCAAGGAUCAAGAUCCACAGUUUCGGUACCAUGACCACAUUCGUACCUACCCAACAUACAGCUUUGGCGGAUCAGAAGGCAACCGGGUUGCCACAGUUGCAUUUCUUCGAAGUAUCAACCACCUUGAAUGACUCUCUCUCUCCCUGUCUCUCUCUCCAGAGUAGAGGGGGUCAGUUUUUCUCUGGAAGUAGUCUUCUGGGGCUGUUGAGAAUUUGCAGUGGGUGCAAGGCUUUAUCUUUGAAUGAUCGUGUUGUAGGCUUAUGAAGUUUGUGGAUUAUGCUAGUAGCAAUGAACAUGUCGGAUAUAAGCACUUGUCACAAUAGCAUUCCUUUUAACCUGCCAACUCUCUCUCUCUCUGACUAAUCUCUCUCACUAAAAGCAGGAGCAUUACUAUCUAUUGAAGUAGUCAUUGAGCUGUUAAUAGUUUAGCGCUUUCGGUUUGCUUAUUGUGUAUUGUAUGCCUUAAAGAUUGUGAAGUGCGUCGGAAGAAGUGAAUGUCAGUUGCUACUCCUUUAAAGUGCCGAUUUCCUUAAACUGAGUGCUGUGUGUGUGUGUGGAGAGACUGAAAAUAAUAAAGUGGCAGUGGCUUAGUUCA
Molecule: messenger RNA, 1660 nt
Organism: Amborella trichopoda
Lineage: Eukaryota; Viridiplantae; Streptophyta; Magnoliopsida; Amborellales; Amborellaceae
Gene: AR401
Product: S-adenosyl-L-methionine-dependent methyltransferases superfamily protein
Cellular component (GO): cytoplasm
Molecular function (GO): protein-lysine N-methyltransferase activity
Source: RefSeq, a predicted model, not a curated record